AUGAAUGGGACAACAAUCUCAAAACUUGUCCUCCCAAAACAACAUACUCGCUGUUUCUCAACCUUAUACGACAUAGGAACAUGCAUUACCUCACUUCAAUCAUGUGCCCAUAACACAAACCUCUCCAAAGGCAAAGAACUCCACUCCCAUUUGCUCAAAAAUGGCUUCUUUUCAUCCCCACUUGCCAUCACCAGCCUCAUCAACAUGUACUCCAAGUGCACCCUCAUCGAUUACGCUCUUAAAGUCUUCAACUACCCUACCUAUCGUGACAAAAAUGUUUUUGCUUACAAUUCAAUCAUUGCUGGAUUCGUUUCAAACGGGCUUCCCAGAUAUGCGGUUGGCCUUUAUAAGCAAAUGCGCCAUCUGGGUAUUGUUGUUCCGGAUAAAUUCACGUUCCCGUGUGUGAUUAGAGCAUGUGGUGAUUCUACAGAGGUUUUGGAGGUUAAGAAGAUUCAUGGGUUGUUGUUUAAGCUUGGGUUGGAAUUGGAUGUUUUUGUUGGAAGUGCUUUGGUUAAUACUUAUUUGAAAUUUGGAUUGGUGGUGGAUGCACAUGAGGUGUUUGAGGAAUUGCCUGUUACAGAUGUUGUGCUUUGGAAUUCAAUGGUUAAUGGGUAUGCGCAGAUUGGAUACUUUGAAGAGGCCUUGUGGAUGUUUAGGAGGAUGGGGGAAAAUGGGGUGGUUCCUUGUAAAUAUACAGUUACUGGUGUUUUGUCUAUAUAUUCUGUUAUAGGAGAUUUUGAUAAUGGACGAGUUGUUCAUGGGUUUGUUACAAAAAUGGGUUAUGGCUCUAGUGUUGUUGUUUCGAAUGCACUGAUUGAUAUGUAUGGGAAAUGCAAAUGUGCUAGUGAUGCUUUGAGCGUGUUUGAGGUGAUGGAUGAGAAGGAUAUCUUUUCAUGGAACUCGAUCAUAUCAGUUCAUCAACGGUGUGGUGAUCAUUAUGAAACUUUGGGGCUUUUUGAUAGGAUGUUAGGCAAUAGGAUUCAGCCUGAUUUGGUUACAGUUACAGCAGUACUUCCAGCUUGCACUCAUCUAGCAGCGUUGAUGCAUGGUAGAGAGAUACAUGGAUAUAUGAUUGUAAAUGGGUUGGGGAAGGAAGGAGGAACCAACGAGUUUGAUGAUGUUCUAUUGAACAAUGCUUUGAUGGACAUGUAUGCAAAAUGCGGAAAUAUGAGAGAUGCUCGGAUGGUUUUUGAUAUCAUGACAGAGAAAGAUGUGGCCUCAUGGAACAUUAUGAUCACUGGUUAUGGAAUGCAUGGUUAUGGUGACGAGGCAUUAGAUAUAUUUUCUCGUAUGUGUCAAGCUGAAUUGGUACCAAAUGAAAUCAGUUUUGUUGGAUUGUUAUCUGCAUGCAGCCAUGCUGGCAUGGUGAAGGAAGGGCUUGAGUUUCUAGCUGUAAUGGAUUCAAAUUUCGGUGUAUCUCCAUCCAUUGAACACUACACCUGUGUGAUUGACAUGCUUUGUCGAGCAGGGAAACUCAUGGAGGCUUAUGAUUUAAUGCUAACAAUGCCCUUUAAGGCAGAUCCUGUAGGAUGGAGGGCUUUGCUAGCAGCAUGUCGCAUCCACAAGGAUACAGACUUGGCUGAGAUUGCAGCAAGUAAAGUGAUUGAAAUUGAGCCGGGUCAUUGUGGAAAUUAUGUGUUGAUGUCAAAUGUUUAUGGUGUGGUAGGUCGAUACGAAGAAGUAUCUGAGUUGAGACACACAAUGUGGCAACAAAAUGUGAAGAAGAGACCAGGUUGUAGCUGGAUUGAACUCAUGAAUGGUGUGCAUGUAUUUAUAACGGGUGACAGGACACAUCCCCAAACUGAUUUUAUCUAUGCUGGUUUAAAUUCGUUGACAACAGUUCUUCAAGAGCAUGGGUAUGUCCCGAUGGUCUAG
This is a messenger RNA of Lathyrus sativus (Indian pea), 1875 nucleotides long. The record is from the annotation of a GenBank genome assembly. NCBI's taxonomy places the organism in Eukaryota, Viridiplantae, Streptophyta, Magnoliopsida, Fabales, Fabaceae.